AUGGCCUUUGACGCGCUCCUCGCAAGUGGCCGCGCCGCCGCCGAGAUCCGCGACGCAAUCUCCGAGCAGGAGAUCGAGAUUGUGCUGACGGCGCACCCGACCGAGGCGCAGCGGCGGACGAUCCUCAAGAAGCACCAGCAGAUCGUGGCGCUGCUCGGCCAGCACGAUAAGGGAACCGUGCUCACCCCCGGCGAGGUGACCGAGCUCGAGGAGGCAAUCUCGCGCGAGCAGGCGGCGGCGUGGCGCACCUCCAAUGUGCGCCGCUCCAAGCCGACGGCGGAAGGCGAGGCGCGCAACGGACUGAUGGUGAUUGAGGAGACCUGCUGGGACGCCGUGCCAGAGCACUACCGCCGCCUUGACCGCGCCCUCCGCCGGAUCGGCCAGCCGCCGGCCAUCGUCAAAGUGUCGACAUGGAUGGGCGGAGACCGCGACGGGAACCCAAACGUCACGGCCGUCACGACGGGCCACGUGCUGUGCCUGCAGCGGGCGCGGGCAGCGGAGCUGUACCACAAGGAGGUGGAGAAGCUGCUCUAUGAGCUCUCGCACACCGGCCCCGUCUCUGCGGAGAUGCGCGCCGCCCAGCGUAAUGCUCGACGGGCUGCCGCGGCUGCCGGCCAGCGUCACCGAGAUGCUCACCGAGGUGGGCUCCCUCCCGCAGGACGCGGCCGAGAGCCUGAGGCUGAUGAGCGAGCGCGCCGGCAACAUGGACGCGAGCACGUUGCUCUCGUCCGCCCAGUUGCUCGGCGAGCUGAUGAGCCAGGCGAACCUCGCGCUCGCCCAGCAGACCCGGGCCACCGGGUGCGAGCAACGUCUUUUGACAGCCGGGCGUUGUGCACAGGCGACCGCGUCCUCGCCAACGGCACGCUCCUCGACCUGCUCCGCCGCGUGCGCACCUUUGGCAUCUGCCUCGCCAAGAUGGACAUCCGCCAGGCAGAGAGCGACCGGCACUCCGAGGCGAUCGACGCAAUCACGCGCGCCCUCGGGCUCGGCAGGUACCUCGAGUGGGACGAAGAGGCGCGGAUUGCGUGGCUCUCGGCGGAGCUGGAGGGAGGGGCCCCCCCGCCCGACCCGCGGAUACUCCCUCUCGCAGGCACGCUGGCGGCAGACGAGCGGGUGAAGGAGGUGUUGGCGACCUUCGCCCUCCUCGCCACGCUGCCGCCCGAGUGCCUGGGCGCCUACUGCAUCUCGAUGGCGCGCAGCGCGUCCGACGUGCUCGCGGUGCGGCUGCUGCAGGUCAAGAGCGGCGUCAAGUCGCCGAUGCGCGUCGCGCCGCUCUUCGAGACGCGCGAGGACCUGCAGAAUGCGCCGCGCGUCGUCGCGCGCCUCUUCUCCGUCGCCGCCUACAAGGGCGCCAUCGGAGGCUUCCACGAGGUGAUGCUCGGCUACUCUGACUCGUCCAAGGACGCCGGCAAGUUCGCCUCGCUCUGGGAGCUCCACGUCGCCAUGGAGAAGAUUCUGGAGGCGGGCCGCGCCGCCGGCGUGCGCAUCAACUUCUUCCACGGGCGCGGCGGCUCCAUCGGCCGCGGAGGCGGCCCCCUCCACUUGGCGCUGCUGUCGCAACCCGCCGGCUCGAUUGCCGGCGCGUACCGCGUAACCGUGCAGGGGGAGCAGAUCCAGGCCUUCCUCGCCUCCACCGAGCUCGCGGUGCACACCUUCCAGAGCUACGCCAUCUCCGUGCUCGAGCACACGAUCUCGCCGCCAAAGCUCCCCACCGACGCGCAGCGCGAGCUGAUGCAGCAGCUGGCCGACGCGUCUGCCAAGGCCUUUCAGGCGCAGGUCUACCAGUCGGAAGACGGCAUCUUCUCGCGCUACUUUCACGCCGCCACGCCGACGUCGGCGCUGGCCUCGAUGAACCUCGGCUCGCGGCCCGCGAAGCGCAAGGCUGCCGGCGGUAUCGAGACGCUCCGCGCGAUCCCGUGGGUGUUUGCCUGGACGCAGACGCGGCUCCACUUGCCCGUGUGGCUUGGGUGCGGCGCGGCGCUCGCGGAGCGUAUCGCCGGAGGCGGGCUCGCCGAGCUGCGUGACGCGUACUCGACCUGGCCCUUCUUCCGCGGCCUGGUGGACCUGAUGGAGCUCGAGCUCUCCAAGGCGGAGCCCGCCGUCUCCGAGUACUAUGACGGCCGCCUCUGCACGCCGGACCUCCGCGCGGUCGGCGAUGGGCUGCGGUCGGCGCUCGCGCAGGCGAAGGCGGCCGUCAUGGAGGUUGCGGGCCACGCCCUCCUCCUCGAGAACCACCCGCUCGCCAAGCAGUCCUUCGGCCUGCGGCAGCCGUACCUGCUCACCCUGCACGCCAUCCAGGGCGAGGUGAUGGCGCGCCUCAAGAAGGAGCCGAGCGACGCGGAGAGGCUCGCGCUGGACGACGCCAUGACCGUCACCGUGCAGGGGGUCGCCGCCGGCAUGCAAAACACCGGCUAG
Molecule: messenger RNA, 2415 nt
Organism: Emiliania huxleyi CCMP1516
Lineage: Eukaryota; Haptophyta; Isochrysidales; Noelaerhabdaceae
Exons: 11
Coding region: 1-2415 (804 amino acids)
Biological process (GO): tricarboxylic acid cycle; carbon fixation
Cellular component (GO): cytosol
Molecular function (GO): phosphoenolpyruvate carboxylase activity
Source: RefSeq, a predicted model, not a curated record